UGUGCGCGAGGCGGCGGCGCGUGGCAGCCGCGGUCCCGCCGGCGGGCUCGGUGCGCGAGGCAGCGCGCGCGGGGGCGGCGGCCCCGGCCCCGCCAUGACCGACUUCAAACUGGGGAUCGUGCGGCUCGGCCGGGUGGCCGGCAAGACCAAGUACACGCUGAUCGACGAGCAGGACAUCCCGCUGGUGGAGAGCUACUCCUUCGAGGCUCGGAUGGAGGUGGAUGCUGAUGGGAAUGGUGCUAAAAUCUUUGCUUAUGCAUUCGACAAAAACCGUGGAAGGGGAUCGGGGCGUCUCCUGCACGAGCUGCUCUGGGAAAGGCACCGGGGAGGGAUUGCUCCUGGGUUUCAGGUGGUGCAUCUGAACUCAGUGACUGUGGACAACCGCCUGGACAACCUGCGCCUGGUGCCCUGGGGCUGGAAACCCAAAGCUGAAGAAGUCUCUAGUAAACAAAGGGAACAAAGUCUGUACUGGCUGGCCAUCCAGCAGCUCCCUACAGACCCCAUAGAGGAGCAGUUUCCUGUCCUGAAUGUCACACGGUAUUACAAUGCCAACGGGGACGUGGUGGAGGAGGAGGAGAACUCCUGCACAUACUAUGAAUGUCACUACCCCCCCUGCACAAUGAUUGAAAAACAGUUACGUGAAUUCAACAUCUGUGGGAGGUGCCAGGUGGCAAGGUACUGUGGGUCCCAAUGCCAGCAGAAGGACUGGCCAGCUCACAAGAAGCACUGUCGGGAGAAGAAACGCAUCUUCCAGCAAGAGCUGGGCCCAGAGCGGUGACGGGGUGGUGGUGGCACAGACCCCCCAGCAGGAUUCCUCCCCAAAGGCAUUGGACUCUUGCUUUUGCACAGUAAUGACAGACUGCUUAGUGAAGCCUGAGGCACUGAAGAAAAGAAAAAAAAAAGACAAAAACACAAAAAAACAAAACCCUGUGAUGCUUGAGCAGAACGGCUGACUGGACCGAGCCAGCUCUGACUGGUGCUGUGGAAAGGGAUUGGGUUCACCCUUCCAGUAUUAUAUUCUCAAGCAAAAAGACUACUGUGGAGGCUCCAGGCAGGAAGCUUCUCAUUAUUUAUAUGUUAAUACAUUUGUAAACUCAUGUACAGUUUUUGUUAGAAAUUCUUGAUAGGACUCAUUACCUGUAAUGUUCGGAUGAGGACACCUUGUUGGCCUAAAAGUUGAGAAAAAAAAAAAAAAAAGAAAAAAAAAAAAAGUAGCAAAAGCUUUUUCCUCCUGUGUGGCUAAAAGUGUCUGUGGCAGUGCUGAGGCCAGAAGGCAGCUCCGACGUCAGCAGAACUCUGCAUGGAAGUUAUACUGAAAAAAAAACAAACCAAAAAACCAAAAAAAGAGCAAAGUAAAGAUCAGAAUGAA
Messenger RNA from Calypte anna (Anna's hummingbird), 1369 nucleotides. It is a transcript of the gene ZMYND19, whose product is annotated as zinc finger MYND-type containing 19. The coding region runs from base 95 to 778 and encodes 227 amino acids. Lineage: Eukaryota; Metazoa; Chordata; Aves; Apodiformes; Trochilidae. The transcript is spliced from 6 exons. The record is from RefSeq and is a predicted model, not a curated record.